CGCGGCAAGUCCCGCCGCUGUUUGCGACACAGCCCGCGCGGGGCUGGGGGCCGUGGGCUGCGGAGACCCCGGCCGGGGGCGAACCGGGACGGGAGAGGGCGGCCCCGGUCCGGAGAGCCCGCCCGGGGGGGGAAUCGGAGCGCGGAGGCGCUGUCCUUGGUGAGGAGAGCACGGCCAGGACCCAGGGCGAGGGCACAGCAGAAUGCCUGGGCCCCGCGGCAGCUGUCGCUGGUUCUUGCAAUGAACUUUCAAGCGAGGCUCUUGGCCAGCUGUGGGGUCAGGAUGCUGCCACAGCCCUGGCGAUUCUUCUCCCGGGCUGCAGAGGACGUGGCGUGGCAGAGGAUCCGGAAGGUCCUGUGCGUGGCUGAGAAGAAUGAUGCUGCCCGAGGGAUUGCAGAACUGCUCUCCAACAGCAGGAUGCGACGGCGAGAAGGGUUUUCCAAGUUCAACAAGAUCUAUGAAUACGACUACCAGAUGUUUGGCCAGAGCGUUACAAUGGUGAUGACAUCCGUGUCAGGACACUUACUGGCUCAUGAUUUCAAGAUGCCCUUUCGCAAAUGGCACAGCUGCAACCCUCUAGCUCUUUUUGAUGCCGAAAUUGAGAAGUAUUGCCCUGAAAACUACGUGGACAUCAAGAGAACCCUUGAACGAGAAGUGCAGCAGUGUCAAGCUCUGGUGAUCUGGACUGAUUGUGAUCGAGAGGGAGAGAACAUUGGCUUCGAGAUAAUCCACGUUUGCAAAGCUGUGAAGCCAAACCUGCAGGUUUUUCGAGCCCGUUUCUCAGAGAUCACACUUCAUGCUGUCAGAACAGCCUGUGAGACCCUCACCCAACCUGAUCAGAAAACCAGCGACGCCGUUGAUGUCAGGCAGGAGCUGGACCUCCGAAUAGGUGCUGCCUUCACCAGAUUCCAAACACUGAGGCUCCGGAAGAUCUUCCCUGAUAUUUUAGCAGAUCAGCUGAUCAGCUAUGGCAGCUGCCAGUUCCCAACCCUGGGCUUUGUGGUUGAACGCUUCAAAGCCAUCCAGGCCUUCGUUCCUGAAGCCUUCUAUAAAAUCAAAGUGACUCAUGAUCAGGAAGAUUGCAGCGUGGUCUUCAACUGGAAAAGGAACCGACUCUUCAAUCACACAGCGUGCCUGGUCCUCUACCAGAUGUGUAUGGAGGAUCCAGUAGCCACUGUUGUUGAAGUUGCCAGCAAGCCAAAGAGCAAGUGGAGACCCCUGCCCCUGGACACUGUGGAACUUGAGAAGUUGGCUUCCCGCAAACUGAAAAUAAAUGCAAAGGAAACCAUGAGAAUAGCAGAAAAACUUUAUACCCAGGGGUUCAUCAGCUACCCUCGAACUGAGACCAACAUUUUCCCCAAGGAGCUGAACCUCUCUGCCUUAGUACAACAGCAAACACAGGACCCGAACUGGGGAGCAUUUGCACAGAGGAUUCUGGAUCAGGGUGGGCCAACUCCUAGGAGUGGAGCCAAGUCAGAUCAGGCUCACCCUCCCAUUCACCCCACAAAGUACACCGCUAACCUGCAGGGCAACGAGCAGAGGCUGUAUGAGUUCAUCGUGCGCCAUUUUUUGGCUUGCUGCUCUGAUGAUGCCAAGGGACAGGAGACAACUGUGGAGAUUGACAUUGCCAAUGAACGAUUCAUUGCUCAAGGACUAAUGAUCCUGGCUCGAAAUUAUCUGGAGGUCUAUCCCUAUGAAAAGUGGAGUGACAAGGUUAUCCCAGUGUAUCAGAAAGGGUCUCGCUUUCAGCCCACUACAGUGGAGAUGGUGGAUGGGGAAACCAGCCCUCCAUUGCUCCUCACGGAAGCGGAUCUCAUUGCUCUCAUGGAGAAACAUGGCAUUGGGACGGAUGCCACUCACGCUGAGCACAUUGAGACCAUUAAGACACGGAUGUACGUUGGCCUCACAGCGGAUCAGCGCUUCCUGCCAGGCCACCUGGGCAUGGGGCUGGUGGAAGGUUAUGAUUCCAUGGGCUACGAGAUGUCCAAGCCUGACCUUCGAGCUGAGCUGGAGGCUGAUCUGAAGCUGAUAUGUGAGGGGAAAAAAGACAAAUCUGUAGUGUUGCAACAGCAGGUUCAAAAGUACAAGCAAGUCUUCAUCGAAGCUGUGGCCAGAGCUAACAAGCUGGACCAGGCCUUGGCUCAGUAUUUUGGAGAAGCUGCAGAAAUUGUAGAACAAGAGGAGGUCUACCCAGCAACACCUGCUGCUGUUCGGAAGUGUCCACAGUGCAACAAUGACAUGGUCCUGAAGACCAAGAAGAGUGGCGGGUUCUAUCUCAGCUGCACAGGCUAUCCAGCUUGCAAAUCUGCAGUCUGGUUUCCUGAUUUCGUGCUGGACGUGGCCAGGGAUGAGAGCAUCUGUGCUGUAUGCAAACCACAUCCAGUUCACAGGCUGAAGUUUAAAUUCAAGAGAGGCAGUGUUCCCCCCAUGAUGCCCCUGGAGUUAGUUGGCUGCAUCGGAGGCUGCGAUGAGAUGCUAAAGGAGCUCUUGGACCUGAAGUAUUCACACAGGCCAGCCCAAACCACGACGCUGGCCAGCCAGCAAGCUAAUCACCUGCAGGUCAGCAACUCCCUUAACAGAGCUAGUGGUGAAAACAGGCAUGCGAGGGGGACCACAAACCAGGCAGCAGGACGUCUGCUCCCCACGAGCUCAAGGAGGCCACCCAGGCCUGCUCCUGCAGCUGCUGCAGACAAUGGGAACAACGCAGUGGUGUGCAACUGUGGGAACGAAGCCCUGCUUCUGACCGUGCGCAAGGAAGGCCCCAACCAGGGCAGACAGUUCUACAAGUGCAGUGCCAGCACCUGCAACUUCUUUCUCUGGGCUGAUCAGCAGUCAGAAGACAGGAACAACACAGCUCCACGGGGCUCUGCACAGCCUCAGCCCCUUGCAGGAAGGGGCCCAGCAGGAUUUCGGCAUCCAGGAGGAGGGAGAGGCCCAGAGCCCUUUGGGAGUGGCAGCUCUGCAUCAGGAAGCAGCACGGUCUGCAACUGCGACCAGCCAGCUGUCACACGCACGGUCCAGAAGGAUGGGCCCAACAAAGGGCGGCAGUUCCACACCUGCUCCAAGCCCCGAGAGCAGCAGUGUGGCUUCUUCCAGUGGGCAGAUGAAAAUGUGGCACCAGGGCCUUCUGGAGAUGUCUCUGUGAACUCUGACACCAGUGGAUAUUCAAGAGGAUUGGGAAGUAAAGCCAAGAGGUCAGACAGUUUCUCCUCAGGAGCCACUGCCAAGAAACCACGAACCUGUGGCAUCUGCCACCAGCCUGGCCACACAAGGAAAACCUGCCCUCAGAACCACUGAGCCUAGCUGGGCAUCUCAAGAACCUGAAAGGGUUAGGGUUGGGAGCUGCUACAGGGAGACCUACUGCUGAAAGGACGUGCAGUCUGCAAAGAAGGCUGUUGAAUGCUUCCUGGAAGGGCUGGCACAGCCUGCUCCUGCCAUACGAUGCCAUCCUGACACACAUUAGUUGCCUGGGCAGUGAGGAUUCCACCAGCUUUGAAAGGUGCUGUCAGGCCUUGUGGUCAGCUGCUCUUCCGCUCAGCAGAUUGGAUUAACCUAACCAUUUCAAGGAGGCAGUUGGAGACUGCAGAGAAGAAAACACUGAAUCUACUCCUCUGGCAACUGCUGGUGGUCACACAAUAGUCUUUCUCCAUGAGGAAGAGCCUGAUCAUAGCUGUGAGGGCUGCUUGGCCCUUCCCAAUUCCUGUCUUUCUACAGUGUGGAAUCUCGAGUUCCUUUCCAAGCAAGCAACAUUCCCCUUUUUGUUUUGUUUGGGAUUGUUUUGGUCACAGUGCCACACCCCUCACCUUGGCUGUCCCUACCAGCAGAGGAGGGCUGGGUGUGGAGAAGCCACAGCUGAUGCUUGCCUCUAAAGGAAGCUCAGCUGUAGAGCUUGGGAAAAGCCUUAGACCGUUCCUGGAUUUCUAACCAAGUUCUUCCUCAAACCUUCAGCCUCUGUGAUGCUGCUAGCGAAUGGAAGUUACUUUUGUUUAGCUAAUUAAGUUUCAUAUUAAAAGAUUAUUUAAUUUUUAAA
Pogoniulus pusillus (Red-fronted tinkerbird) is the source of this 4030-nucleotide messenger RNA. RefSeq names its product DNA topoisomerase III alpha (gene TOP3A). Gene Ontology annotation, cellular component: chromosome; nucleus. Bases 241 to 3297 code for a protein of 1018 amino acids. Gene Ontology annotation, biological process: DNA topological change. The record is from RefSeq and is a predicted model, not a curated record. The transcript has 20 exons. NCBI's taxonomy places the organism in Eukaryota, Metazoa, Chordata, Aves, Piciformes, Lybiidae. Gene Ontology annotation, molecular function: DNA topoisomerase type I (single strand cut, ATP-independent) activity; DNA binding; zinc ion binding.